GUGUUCUUGGUGCCAAGAGCUGACCGCCCAGAAAAAGGACUACAUAUACAUAGAGCCAACAGCAUCCCAAUUUAGGGGGCCGCUUUCCCCAGAAAUGGCGGCCCUAGCGCAAGGAACCGCCAGUGCCUUGACCGUCUCUAUACUUAAAGCAAACUCCGUAAAUCGUCAUUGAUCGUGCUUUGUUCGGAUCCAGAGGCUGCCGUAUUCUCCGAUCUCGAUCCGGAUCCAUCAGUAUAUCGUCGAGAUUGUGCUUCGCAAGUGGAGGAGACGAUAAGCUUAGACCAGGAUGGAACCAAUCAAUCGGUUGCCGUUUGCAAGAUGCCAAAAGCAGAAUGGAGCAUUGCUCACUUGCAUUGGAGCUGACAGCCUCGAAAUGCUGACAUCAGCGACAUGCUUAUCGGGCGCAAUCUUUGAACUAACAAGAAUUAAAUUCACUGCCUUGAUUCAACUACAGAGUUACCACUCGUUGUCGGAAGGCCCCAACUGAGCGUUAUAUUGAGGUCGGAUGAUGGCUGAGUUUGCAGGCUUAGUCCAUUUUCGAGCACCCUCUUCUCGUAUUCCUGAUGUUAUGAAGCGAAGGAGAUCCUGAAUGGCUUUGUCCACGGAUCAUUCCUCUUCUUGCCUGCCAGCCUGCUUUCACAAGCAAGUGCGUGCGGAUAGCGUGCGGCAAGGCGGGCACUAACCCCUGACCUACUGGCUCGCCCGUUUCUGCGCCGUCUCAAUUUCAUUGGAAAGCUGAUGUGAUUUACGUUGUGCUCAGACGUGUUCUAUAGUUUAAUUUUAGGGAGCGAGUAUUUUCAAGGGCGAGAACCAAUUCAGCGCCAAAGACACGAAUCUCGGCUGAGAUGGUCAUAUAUCGCCAAGCAUCUUUACAUUCCGUUGUAAUCUUAGUGUUGUAUGUGCCGAGGUCACGAAUAUGACAGUUUAGCACAACACAUAAAGCUUUGCAAUCUAAGAAUCCAGCA
Truncatella angustata is the source of this 965-nucleotide messenger RNA. RefSeq lists its product as uncharacterized. The record is from RefSeq and is a predicted model, not a curated record. Lineage: Eukaryota; Fungi; Ascomycota; Sordariomycetes; Amphisphaeriales; Sporocadaceae. The coding region runs from base 287 to 487 and encodes 66 amino acids. The transcript has 2 exons.